Messenger RNA from Drosophila erecta, 1270 nucleotides. RefSeq names its product hemK methyltransferase family member 1 (gene HemK1). The transcript has 3 exons. Gene Ontology annotation, cellular component: mitochondrion. NCBI's taxonomy places the organism in Eukaryota, Metazoa, Arthropoda, Insecta, Diptera, Drosophilidae. Gene Ontology annotation, molecular function: nucleic acid binding; protein methyltransferase activity. Bases 132 to 1103 code for a protein of 323 amino acids. Gene Ontology annotation, biological process: protein methylation. The record is from RefSeq and is a predicted model, not a curated record.
CGUGACACCUUUCAAAUCGCCGCUGGUGGCAUAUCGUCGCGGACGUGAAACGGUCACGCUGGAACGAACUGCAGGCAGUGGGUCGUCAAAAUUUUGUUGUUAAUCAAUAGCAAUUAGAUAAUAAGUGGAAUAUGCUCAGACAACUGACACGGUCAAUGGGCCUGACCUCGCGGCUGCUCAGGCAGGUCAACUACGGCACAAAUGCCCCAGCUGGCACCCACAUUCCCGUGACCAAAGCCCUGGAGAUUGGGCAGUGGGAGGAGAAGCUCAAGGCCGCCGGCGUCGAGGACACGAAGUUCAACGUGAAGUGCAUCGUGUCGCAUGUCCUGAAGCGGAAAUUCAAUUUGGUUCCGGACUCGUAUGACCAACUGCAGUUGAAUCCCGGACAGCUGGCGGACUUCGAGCGAUUCCUGGAGGCCCGAUGUGCCCGCAUGCCGCUGCAGCACAUCAUUGGCGAGUGGGACUUCAUGGACCUCACCCUGAAGACGUCGCCAUCGGUCUUUAUUCCACGCCCCGAAACGGAGGAGUUUGUGCGCCUGGUGAUCGAAAAUUAUAAGAACGCAAAACACGUUGACCUUCUGGAAGUGGGCUGUGGCUCGGGCGCCAUGUCCUUGUCUAUGCUGCACAGUCUGCCGCAGGUGGAGGCCACUGCCAUCGAGCGUAGCAAGGCGGCCACCGUGCUGGCGGCUGAGAAUGCCAAGAUGCUGGGACUGCUGAACCGUUUCGAGGUACACAACCACACCAUGGAGGAGGACAAGUACAUGCCGGAGGUGCUGAAGGACAAGAAGUACGACUUGAUAAUCUCCAAUCCUCCCUAUGUGAAAACGGAAGAGUUUCAGUUUCUCCAUCCCGAAGUGGUGGUUUACGAGAACCUAAAUGCCCUGGACGGUGGCUCCGAUGGAUUGAGGGUGGCUCGACUGGUCUUCGACUUGGCUUGCCGGCACCUGCGGCCCGGUGGUAAGCUCUGGCUGGAACUGGGCAACGAACACCCGCCGCUGGUCAAGACCAUCAUGAAUCUGAAGUACGAGGGCCGGCUCAAGUUCGUUGCCAGCUACAAUGACCAGUAUCAGCGCGAGAGAUUCGUACAGAUCGAGAAGGUGUAGGCGGUGUUACCCCAUAAAGAGGACGGGAUGAUAUGACUUAGACAAUGCAAUUAGCUAUUACGUUGCCCAUGCAUUUAGCUGUGAUUUGAUUUAAGACCACAAUACCUGCAUGCUGCCCAGAGACUCACACCUAUAUAAACAGAAUAUAUAGCGCUAUUAAUCCUUAA